GCCCGCUCCCGCUCCUUCACCUUUCACCUGCUGCUCCCUCUCCUCGUCCGACUGCGCUCCAUUUCCGGCAGAUAGCGCGCCAGGCCUAGCGCGACACGGCGUAACCACCUGCGCAGCGCUCACGGCAACGAAGCCCAACGUCAUCGCCCUAUGCGCCCUUCAUUGCGAAUCUUCCGCACCCAACAGAUCUCGCCUACGCUUCUCGUGCCCUGAAGACGACCCUCAUCUCUCCACGCCUCGUCCUCCCUCCCGCCCGCCAUCCCCUUGCCGCCGAUACAUCGUGCGACACGCUUACCACGCACUGCAUUGCGCCCUGUCAGACGUCCGACUCCUAGCAGCAACAUACUCCGAACGCCUGUCUCGCCCAGUCCACUCACAAACCCGCGACGCAGCCCCGAGAAGCUCUUGGUUUGCACCCCACAAUAGCCCCGGAACUUCCCCGGAGUCGUCUCGAGCUGACCGAGACAUCGGACAGAUAUCCCCAUCGACUGUCACGCCUCGCGCCUGCCCUCUACCCGCCGCGC
This is a messenger RNA of Aplosporella prunicola CBS 121167, 524 nucleotides long. RefSeq lists its product as uncharacterized. The annotation marks the transcript as partial. The transcript has a single exon. NCBI's taxonomy places the organism in Eukaryota, Fungi, Ascomycota, Dothideomycetes, Botryosphaeriales, Aplosporellaceae. The record is from RefSeq and is a predicted model, not a curated record.